AUGGACAUCAGAGAUCUCCUCGUGCGGCAUGAGAAACUCGUCCACCUGAAUGACGCCAGCAGCAAGGAGAAUAAUGCUCGUCCCAGACCGUCCUCGUCAAGUGCGAGCUCGCACAAGCCUUCGUUGUCUGACGGCCAUGUCGAGGCCGAUACCAUGAAUAUGCAUCGCACGACUCUGCCCCCCGUUGGUCCGCCGCCGCCACAGCAAAUGUACCAUCCCCAGCCGCCUAUGCCGAAUAAUGUCCAGCCGAUGCAGCAGUCGAUGCAGCAGGAUCACGCCAUGAAAUCAAGGAUGGCUGCCUGUAACCUUGACGUCUUGUCUGAUGCGGCGCUGGCCAGCGAGGUCAACUCGAUGGCGCCGAUGAUGAGUAGCAUUCCACAACAGCCAACGAGCCACGCGCGAGGUAAAAGCUUCGGCCAAGUCAUGCCUCAGUUUGGCGAACGCCAACCGCAGGAUCAAACACAUUCCAUGCCGUCUUUUGCUCAGCCGCCAGCGCCCCAACCCGCAUAUGACGACUACAAUGUCUUUUUGGACGACUUUUCCUUUGCCGCGCCGCAUUUUCUGCCACCGCACUUUGAGCCGGACCAACCUAUGAAUAUGUGGACUCGCUCACCAGCAACUAUGAACCAGAGAAUGGCCUCGAAGCCCGUGUCAGCGAUGCCUUCACGUAUUGGCUCCUUGGGUCCUGACACCCGCGAUGCUACCGAGUUUGCUGGAGAUACCUCACGUCCCUCUCCACUGCGCAUAUCCAAUGCAGAUUAUGCAGUUAUCAAGAAGAAGAUUGAUGAAUUCUCGUCUGUGUUGCCAAGCGAUUUUGCUUUCCCCUCACGACAUACUCUUACGCGAUUCGUCGAAGGCUACAUCAGCGGUUUUCAUGAUCUACUUCCUGUUUUACAUCUCCCUACGCUUUCGCCCGCGGUCAUCGCGCCGGAGCUGCUUCUUGCAAUCCUUGCUGUCGGAGCACAGUAUCGGUUCGAGAGCAACCGGGGAUACGCACUUUGGUAUGCCGCAAAAGCGGUAGCCUUGGAGCAAAUCCGAAGAAGACGCAAUUUGGACAUCCAUGCGCCAUUGUCCAAUGCUGCUAUGUACAGCCCGCAUUCGACUCGUCCUUCACCAACUUCCGGUUAUCGAAAUUCUUUUGGUUCAGGACAAUCAGAAAGACCAUCAACCCACGACGGACACCGUGAUUCUGUACGCAGCUCCCUCAAUACCCCUCAAGCGCGAUUAGAGACGAUCCAGGCUCUGCUAUUGCUAUUUGCCGUCGGAUUAUGGGGCAUUAAAACAAUUCUGCACGAAUCCCUUUCGCUUCAGAGCAAUCUGUCGAUCCUGAUAAGAGAGGAAGGUCUGCACAUGAACGCCAGCCAAGCGAGCAUCGCCGACUGGGAAACAUGGAUCCAACGAGAAGGCGCUUUGCGGACAAAACUCAUUGCAUUCUGCUUCUUCAACCUGUGUAGCAUGACAUAUGACAUGCCCCCGGCGCUGCUAACCUCUGAAGUCCAUCUUUUUCUACCGUUGACCGCACGACUAUGGCGUGCCGAGACGGCAUGGCAAUGGCAGGAAUUACGGCAAACGACGCCGUUGGUUGAAAUAACGCUGCAUGAGGCAUUCUCCAAAUUCUUCGGCGCAAACAAUGCAGUCUUGCCAUCAGAGCUCUCGUCACUCGGCCACUAUGUAUUGAUCCACGCCUUGAUUCAGCAUGUAUACCUCCUGAAGCAAACUUCAUUUGCGGCUGGUCUGACAUAUGACAUUCAGCGCACCUUGAGACCGGAGGAUGUCGAGCAAGGAUCCCAGGCGCUUCGAAUGUGGCACACUAGCUUUGAGCAGCGGCACCAACUCCUGGCCGCCGAGAGGGGUCACUACGGAAGCACCGACACGAUGACUGGAGGCUCUCUGGUGUAUAAUGCGACGGCACUGCUGCGACUGGCAUACAUUCGACUUUACACUGACACACCCCCUAGUAGGGCGUUGCAGACGCGAGAUUCGAUGUUGAUUGCGUCGGCAAUGCACAGCACACCCGGGCUGCCACGCAACCUCCGUGUUCAACGAGCUGUGUUCCAAGCCACGCACGCCCUGUCCAUGCUGGUCAAAGUAGGCGUCAACUACGUCGCCAAGGCCAAGUCAACAGAGUGGAGCAUCCAGCAUUCUCUUUGCAACUUUGAGUGCGCCAUCCUGGUGGCCAAAUGGCUCAUGAGCUUGGCAUGCAUAGGGCCCCAGGACGCGCCGGCCUCGGAAGAGGAGAUGAGUCUGCUCGAGACGGUGCGGCGGAUGGUGGACGAGACGGAGUUUGCGAUAUCGCAGCGAGAGUCCAAUGUCAGCGACGCCAUCAAGUUGCGGCAGCUUGCGAGUGCCGUGGUGCGCCUGUGGUCGGAAACGUUUAAAGGCACGCAUAUAUUUGACAUGGUCAAGACGAUGGGCGACAGUCUGGAUGGCUACGCCAACCUAGUGGAAAAGUCCUAG
Cordyceps fumosorosea ARSEF 2679 is the source of this 2457-nucleotide messenger RNA. RefSeq names its product Transcription factor. The coding region runs from base 1 to 2457 and encodes 818 amino acids. The record is from RefSeq and is a predicted model, not a curated record. Gene Ontology annotation, molecular function: DNA-binding transcription factor activity, RNA polymerase II-specific; RNA polymerase II cis-regulatory region sequence-specific DNA binding; zinc ion binding. Gene Ontology annotation, cellular component: chromatin. Gene Ontology annotation, biological process: DNA-templated transcription; regulation of transcription by RNA polymerase II. Lineage: Eukaryota; Fungi; Ascomycota; Sordariomycetes; Hypocreales; Cordycipitaceae. The transcript is spliced from 2 exons.